Populus nigra (black poplar) is the source of this 2880-nucleotide messenger RNA. Its product is annotated as auxin efflux carrier component 3-like. The record is from RefSeq and is a predicted model, not a curated record. Gene Ontology annotation, cellular component: endoplasmic reticulum; plasma membrane. Gene Ontology annotation, molecular function: auxin efflux transmembrane transporter activity. The coding region runs from base 319 to 2277 and encodes 652 amino acids. Gene Ontology annotation, biological process: auxin export across the plasma membrane; auxin polar transport. The transcript has 6 exons. NCBI's taxonomy places the organism in Eukaryota, Viridiplantae, Streptophyta, Magnoliopsida, Malpighiales, Salicaceae.
AAGUUACCCCUUGCUAUCCUAGCUGUGUCAUAGAAAUGCUACCCAUCCCUCCUUUCUCUUUCCCUUUAUAAAAUCAUUUCUCCCUCUCUCUGUAGUCUCAUCAGCAAUAUCAGGCAGAAGGAGCUGGCUGCAACAGUUCGCUGCAGAGAGACGUAUAUCCUCUCCAGUUAGUUAUUUAACGGUUUUUGUCCUUCGCUUUUCCAUUUUUCCAUUUCAUUCUUUUGAAUUUAGUCCCUUUCCUCUGCUAGAUCUUUUCUUCAAAAUCACCACUCCCUUGUCUUGAUUACUAUAUAUUUCAGUCAGAAUACCUAAGAAACCAUGAUUAGUUGGAAUGAUCUCUACAAUGUUUUGUCCGCUGUUAUUCCUCUUUAUGUUGCUAUGAUCUUGGCUUAUGGGUCUGUUCGAUGGUGGAAAAUCUUCAGCCCGGACCAGUGUUCCGGUAUCAACCGUUUCGUGGCGAUUUUCGCAGUGCCACUGUUGUCAUUUCAUUUUAUCUCCACCAAUGAUCCUUAUUCUAUGAACUUCAGGUUCAUUGCGGCCGACACGCUUCAAAAAAUAAUAAUGCUGUUUGCUCUGGGAAUUUGGACUAAUUUCACCAAAAAUGGAAGCUUGGAAUGGAUGAUUACCAUCUUUUCUUUGUCGACUCUUCCGAAUACUCUUGUCAUGGGAAUUCCUCUUUUAAUCGCCAUGUAUGACGACUACUCGGGAAGCCUAAUGGUUCAAGUUGUGGUAUUACAGUGUAUCAUUUGGUACACUCUCCUCUUGUUUCUUUUCGAAUAUAGAGGUGCAAAGAUGUUGAUCAUGGAGCAAUUUCCUGAAACUGCAGCCUCCAUUGUUUCGUUUAAGGUUGAUUCUGAUGUGGUAUCUUUAGAUGGUCGAGAUUUUCUGGAAACUGAUGCUGAAAUCGGUGACGAUGGCAAGUUACAUGUGACGGUCAGGAAAUCUAAUGCCUCCAGACGGUCUCUUGGCCCGGGUUCUUUGUCUGGAUUGACUCCCCGGCCAUCAAAUCUUACUGGAGCUGAGAUUUACAGUCUGAGUUCUUCAAGGAAUCCUACUCCAAGAGGGUCUAAUUUUAACCCUUCUGAUUUCUACUCCAUGAUGGGAGUUCAGGGAUUCCCGGGAAGGCAUUCAAAUUUAGGUCCAGCUGAUAUGUACUCAGUACAAUCUUCAAGAGGGCCAACUCCAAGGCCGUCGAAUUUCGAGGAAAAUUGUGCUCCAAUGGCUACUAUAACCUCUCCAAGAUUCGGGUUUUAUCCAGCACAGACAGUACCUACAUCUUAUCCAGCACCGAAUCCUGAACUUGCCUCUACUAUCACUUCUAAAACCACAAAAAAUCAGCAGCAGCAGAACCACCACCAGCCGCAGCCUCAGCCGCAGCCGCAACAGAAUAGCAAAGUAAAUCAUGAUGCUAAGGAACUACACAUGUUUGUGUGGAGCUCAAGUGCAUCACCAGUUUCCGAAGGAGGUGGGCUCCACGUCUUCGGCGGGACUGAUUUUGGGGCAUCAGAACAAUCCGGACGGUCUGAUCAGGGCGCCAAGGAGAUCAGGAUGUUGGUUGCUGACCAGCCGCAAAAUGGGGAUAGCAAAACCAUUCUUCCACAAGCUGGAAAUUUUGCUGGCGAGGACUUUAGUUUUGCCGGGAGAGGAGAAGGAGAAGAUGAUCAGAGGGAAAAAGAAGGUCCCACUGGACUUAACAAACUUGGGUCCAGCUCAACUGCCGAGUUGCACCCAAAAGCAGUCGGCGCUCCAGAUUCCGGUGGCAGUAAGCAGAUGCCACCGGCAAGCGUUAUGACCCGUCUGAUAUUGAUCAUGGUUUGGCGGAAACUUAUUCGCAACCCCAACACAUACUCUAGUCUCAUUGGUCUCAUCUGGUCUCUAAUUGCUUUCCGGUGGCAUGUGGAAAUGCCUAAGAUAAUAAAACAGUCAAUCUCCAUUCUGUCUGAUGCCGGACUUGGAAUGGCUAUGUUCAGCUUAGGUCUGUUUAUGGCUUUGCAACCGAAGAUAAUUGCUUGUGGAAAUUCGGUUGCCACAUUCGCCAUGGCUGUUCGAUUCUUGACUGGCCCUGCAGUGAUGGCUGCUGCAUCAAUUGCUGUUGGUCUGCGUGGUACCCUCCUUCAUGUUGCUAUUGUCCAGGCUGCACUGCCACAAGGAAUUGUUCCAUUUGUGUUUGCCAAGGAGUACAAUGUCCAUCCAGCCAUUCUUAGCACUGGGGUUAUCUUUGGAAUGUUGAUAGCAUUACCGAUUACUCUUGUUUACUACAUUCUUCUUGGACUGUGAUCAGUUCUCCUCGGCGGUAGCCUAAAAGGGAGCAAAAUGAAGAGGAUUUUGAUUACUUGCUGAUUAUGUGUCACCCUUGGCAGCAAUAUUGAUUAUAAUUGCGCCAAAAUAUAGUUUCUAGUAACAGGAGAAUCGAUAUCAGGCAAAGAAGAUUUUAGUACAAAGAAUUUGCCGAAAGCUCCAAGUUUUUUGAGGUGGAAGUAUUUUAACUUGGUGGAAGCCCGGAUAUAAGGAGCGCGCACUCAUUAGGAGCCAAAGUUGGUUAAUUUUUUUAAGGUUUGAGAUGAACAAAGAAGGCCAGUCUUACAGGGAGAGACAUCAAAGAGGAAAAUAAGGGCUAAUAAGGCGGCUAUUGAUAUUUAAUUCUCUUCAUUUCCACUAUGCAGGUCUGCAAUUACAAAAAGACAGAAAAAUGAAGUAAUUUGUGAAGAUGGGGAAGAGGAGAAAAGUGUUUUCCUUUUUACUAUUCUGUGCUCCGUUGUUCUUAGUGUUUGCUUUGAUUGUCCGUAGAUCCGGAAAUUAUUUGCGUCUGUCGUCUUUAUUUUUGGUUUGUAAUUUAUCUAGGAUUAUCAAUUAUGAUCAAAAGGGAGCAUUAGUCUUUCA